This is a messenger RNA of Callithrix jacchus (white-tufted-ear marmoset), 381 nucleotides long. RefSeq names its product ATP synthase membrane subunit e (gene ATP5ME). Gene Ontology annotation, cellular component: proton-transporting ATP synthase complex. Gene Ontology annotation, biological process: proton motive force-driven ATP synthesis. Gene Ontology annotation, molecular function: proton transmembrane transporter activity. NCBI's taxonomy places the organism in Eukaryota, Metazoa, Chordata, Mammalia, Primates, Cebidae. The record is from RefSeq and is a predicted model, not a curated record.
GCGUCCGCCCAGCUCUGCCUUUGCCUCAACGGCUUUGCGGGCUUGUGUGGCGCCCUCCUCGGUCUGCGGGUUGUGCUUCCGGUGCGAAGGUCAGGAACAAGAUGGCGCCGCCGGUGCAGGUCUCUCCGCUCAUCAAGCUCGGCCGCUACUCCUUCUUGUUCCUCGGCAUGGCCUACGGAGCCACGCGCUACAGUUACCUAAAACCUCGGGCAGAAGAGGAGAGGAGGAUAGCGGCAGAGGAGAAGAAGAAGCAGGAUGAACUGAAACGGAUUGCCAAGGAAUUGGCAGAAGCCCAAGAGGACACCAUACUUAAAUGAGUGACCCUCCCAGCCUCUCUCUGGAGCCGCAGCAGAUGAAUAAAGCUUCCUGGGUUGUACUAUA